AUGAAGCCUGCACCGGUGAGAGCAAUUGCAGCCUAUGGCGACGGCAUCUUCUAUAAAUCUGUCGACGGCUUCCAGGGUCUAGGAGCGAUGCAGAAAUGCCCAAGAGAGCUCCUUCGGCUCCCACGCCAUCGUCCGAGCUCGACUGAAGUCCGCACUGAGGACAGCGUGUUGAAGUUCGCGAGGCGAGCUAGCCCAUUGGGCCUGGCAGAUCCGCAGGGCUGGAACACACGCAAUGCCUUCGCCGUCUUUGUUGUUGUAGGAACAGACAAAGGCGAUCCCAGCACGCCGGUUGUGGUGGUUGAGAUGAUGCACGGUUUCGGGCGCUGGGAGAAGUAUCUGCAACGGACCAAGCCGCCGCUAGCCGCUUCCGCUCUGCAACGAAGGGCAGUCACGACUAUAUUAAAGGCUGCUAAUGGCCGCUGCUGCAGAAGCCUGCCGAUCGAAACGUGCUGUCAUCAACGGAGGCGUGUCGCGGAAUUUUGGUGGGCACCUGCACAGGUUGGUGCCCAACGCGCCACUGCAGUGGCCGGUCCCCACAGUUCUCGCCCACCUGAGCUGCCGCAAAAGCGGUGGUACCCAAACCGCGCGACGCCAGCUCGAGCUGUCCAUUGA
Boeremia exigua is the source of this 612-nucleotide messenger RNA. RefSeq lists its product as uncharacterized. The transcript is spliced from 3 exons. The record is from RefSeq and is a predicted model, not a curated record. Lineage: Eukaryota; Fungi; Ascomycota; Dothideomycetes; Pleosporales; Didymellaceae. The coding region runs from base 1 to 612 and encodes 203 amino acids.